UCUGUCAGUCGUUUCGAUUCGAUUUUGAAGUUUUGUUUAGAUUUUUAAUUUACGUGAUUGUAAAUAUUUUGUUGACGUAUGCAACAAUUUGCUAUUGUGGUGUUAUUCCCAAAAUAGAAAAUGGACAAACCAAAUUCUUUUCGCGCAGAAAUGUUAAGCAAAGCAAGAACCGCAGGCGAUGGCAUGGAAUCAGCUGAUAUUGUUGUUGAAAGUAAGUCCAAACCUGAACAUAGGCGUAACGCGUCUACUAACAGUACCGAUUCCCUUUUACCUACACGUCUGAUUCAACUAUAUCCAUCUAAAAUAGUGACAUCAGAGAAGAAAACUUCACAUGUGUACUCUAAAAGUCCAAAAUUUGUCCCAUAUGAACCUUAUCCUGGUGCAGUUAAACCAAUAACCUCACAAACAACAUCAAAAAAUACAAAGAAAUCAAGAAAUAACAUGGAUAUCAACACAUUGAUAUCUCAGAUGUCACAAAUGGAUACAAACUUAAAUGAAUACAAACCUAGACCUAAGUUAGCAUCUGUUAGUGAUAAAUCCGCAACGGAUAUUGAAAAAGACAACACUGAUAAUGACUUAAAGAAAAAACUGGAAGAAGCACAAAAAGAAAAUGAAACUUUAAAAGAGCAAUUAAAGCAACAAGUUCAGGUAAAUAAGGAACUAAAAACAAUGUUAGUUGCUUCCAUGGGAGAAGACCUUGAAAUACAAGUACAAUCAUUAAAUGAGGAUAAAAAACAUCUAGCAAAUGCUUUGAUUAAUUCCGCACAACACCUUUCAACACAUCAGGAACAAACAGAGUGGCUCGCUGGACAAUGUGAGGUAUGGAGGAGUAAAUUUCUUGCUAGCAGUUUAAUGGUAGAAGAGCUGGCUAAUUGCAAGAAGUUACUUAAUGAAAAAACAGUGAAUUUGCAACAAGCCAUUAAGAAAUUAUUAGAUGAGAGAUGUAGAACAAGGGACAUGAUGUUAAGCACAUAUAGAAAUUUAUACAGCCUUCAUGAGAAAUGGCUAGAAAAUAUAGCCAUAUCUGACUAUAUCAGUAAUACUAAGAUAUAUAGCAGGCCAAUAGGGAACUUGAACUUCACAGCAACGUUGCCACAUUCAACAAACAUUUUAGAUAUGGCAUCGGUAAAUUUGAAAUUAUCAGAAAACAUCAGUAGCUCAGUUGAGAAGCAAGAUAUUAGCCAUUUCAAUAUGUUGCCAUCGGCUACUGAAGCUGAAAUGUAUGCUGAAAAUGUUAUGGCAUUGCCCCUAGAAGUUAAGAAGGCAAACGAGGAUCCAGUAAAUGCUUUGGUGAACCACGCAUACAACAAUAGCACUAAUGUUGCACCACCUGUUGCUUCUUGUGUACACUGCAAUGGAAGAGUACAAUUAUUAUAAUGGAUUUAUUGGGAACAUUAAGUAUUGGGAUAAUAACUUACUCAUUAUGUCUAGUAUCUAAAUAAUCGGGAUAUUAUAUUAUUGGAUUUACAGGUGUUUAUAAACCUGAGUGUUUGGUGAGAAAUCAACCUACAGAUCAAUUGUUCCAAUGGGAAUAAAAACUGCUGAUUAUUCAGUAGGUUGAUUGGUCAAAUGGGAUAUAUCAAUAAACCUAUUAUUUCUACUCAUAUCCUUUUGUUAAGGUGUAAAAAAACUUCGUAGUAUUAAUUUCUUAAUGAAAUAUUUCAAAGUGUUAGUGUGAAUAUAUUUAUUUUAAUUUUUUUUUUUGCCUAAUAUUUAGAAUA
Papilio machaon (common yellow swallowtail) is the source of this 1721-nucleotide messenger RNA. RefSeq names its product golgin-45. The transcript is spliced from 6 exons. Gene Ontology annotation, cellular component: Golgi membrane. Lineage: Eukaryota; Metazoa; Arthropoda; Insecta; Lepidoptera; Papilionidae. The record is from RefSeq and is a predicted model, not a curated record. Gene Ontology annotation, biological process: Golgi to plasma membrane protein transport; Golgi organization. Bases 121 to 1377 code for a protein of 418 amino acids.